Messenger RNA from Papaver somniferum (opium poppy), 1796 nucleotides. Its product is annotated as glutamate-rich WD repeat-containing protein 1-like. The transcript has 12 exons. Gene Ontology annotation, molecular function: protein binding. NCBI's taxonomy places the organism in Eukaryota, Viridiplantae, Streptophyta, Magnoliopsida, Ranunculales, Papaveraceae. Bases 109 to 1530 code for a protein of 473 amino acids. The record is from RefSeq and is a predicted model, not a curated record.
CAUAAAAUUUCCUCCUCUACUAAAACCCUACAAACUCUUUCUCGCUUAAACAGUUCAACUUAUUUACGCAAAACCCUAAUUUUCUCUCUGCUAUUCAAGCCGACGAAAAUGGCUCGAGGUCUGAAAAACCCUAAAAAGGCCAAAAGAAAAGUCAAGAAGAAGGAAAGUGGAGAAUCAUCAGCAGUACCAACUAUGCCUGCAAAAGUAUGGCAACCAGGUGUUGAUAAUUUAGAAGAAGGAGAAGAAUUGCAGUGUGAUCCUACUGCUUAUAAUUCUCUCCAUGCUUUUCAUGUUGGUUGGCCUUGUUUAAGCUUUGAUAUUGUAAGGGAUACACUAGGUUUAGUCAGAACCGAGUUUCCGCAUACUUUGUAUUGCGUCGCAGGGACUCAGGCAGAACAAGCUUCUUGGAACUCUAUUGGGAUAUUUAAAUUGUCUAAAAUAUCAGGCAAAAGGCGUGACUUAGUGCCGGAGAAAGCUGGUGGUGAUGGGUCUGAUAUGGAGGACGAAAGUGAUGAGAGUAGUGAUGAAGAGGAGAAUGAGGAAAAUGGUGGACCUAAUCCUCCGGUGUUGCAGAUACGUAAGAUAGCACAUCAAGGAUGUGUAAAUCGAAUACGUGCGAUGACACAGAGCCCUCAUAUUUGUGCGUCAUGGGGAGAUACCGGACAUGUACAGAUCUGGGAUUUCAGCAGCCAGCUUAAUUCUUUAGCUGGAUCGGAAACAGAUGUCAGCACUGGAGGAUCGAACUUGGAAACUCAGGCCCCGUUAAUGAAGUUUGGUGGCCAUAAAGCUGAAGGUUAUGCAAUAGAUUGGAGUCCUCUUGUGCCUGGAAGACUUGUAUCUGGGGACUGCGAUAGUCAUAUCCACCUAUGGGAGCCAUCAUCUAAUGCAACAUGGAAUGUGGACGCUACUCCUUUUGAUGGACAUGAUUUAAGUGUGGAAGAUCUCCAGUGGAGUCCUUCGGAGCCUGAUGUGUUUGCUUCAUGUUCUGUUGAUGGAACUAUUGCUAUAUGGGAUAUUCGUACGAAAAAACCAGCAGCAACUAUCAAGGCAAAUAAAGCUGAUGUGAAUGUAAUCUCAUGGAAUCGGGUGGCUAGUUGUAUGUUAGCAUCUGGAAGUGAUGACGGCACAUUUACUGUUCGUGAUCUUAGACUGCUCAAGUCGGGAGAAGAACCAGUAGUUGCACACUUUGAAUAUCAUAAACGCCCCAUCACCUCCAUCGAGUGGAGUCCACACGAGGCUUCCACCUUGGCAGUUACAUCCGAAGACAAUCAACUAACGAUUUGGGAUCUCUCCCUAGAAAGAGAUGAGGAAGAAGAAGCAGAAUUCAGAGCAAGGAUGAAAGAGCAAGUGAAUGCCCCAGAAGAUUUGCCACCACAACUUCUUUUCGUUCAUCAGGGUCAAAAGGAUUUGAAGGAACUACAUUGGCACACACAAAUCCCCGGAAUGAUAAUGUCUACAGGUUCAGAUGGUUUUAAUGUCUUAAUGCCUUCCAAUGUUGAAAGUACAAUCCCAGGAGCUGCUGAAGCUUGAAAGUCAAGGAUGAUUCAACAUAGCGAAGAACCACCUUCAUUACGAGCUUUCUUGCCUUCCAUCUAGUAGUAGCUUUAUAUUUUUCUUUUCGUUCUUUUUUUUUUUUUAGUUCUGCCAUAGAGUUUAAAUUUCACAAGACGAAAAAUACAGAUUGAAGAUAAAAGUUGUAACUGGAUAUAAUUUAAAUGCGCAUUUCUGCUGCUCAGUUGCUUAAUUUUGCAAAAACUUGUCGAAAACGCCUGAAAUUAAUAAUCUGAAUUUCUCCA